ACAACAUUUGAGUAACGCAGUACUUGUUGAACGCAGACAGCGUGGAAACAAACGAAAAAACUAUUUGGUGUUUAUUAAAUAUCUGACAACAAAUGAAGUUGAGCAAAACACAGUGCUAAAUUCUUUUAGAUCAGUAGCGAAUUUGAUGGUGAAUCUUCAAGCAACAUGAUUAGCUGCGCAAUAAAUUGUCUCACCCACGUAAUUUUCUCCAAGUGGACUUUCUUGGUGGCGAUUCUCGUCUAUUUCGCGUACAAAUGGAGCACAGCAACAUAUGAUUUUUACAAGAAGCGCGGCAAUAAGUUCAUUCCGCCUCUGCCGCUUGUUGGCAAUUUCAAAGACGUUGCAUUCUUAACUAUACCUUUCACAGAUCUCGUGAAUCAACUCUACAAUCAUUUCCCCAAUGAAAAGUUCUACGGAGUAUUUGUCUUCAGAGAUCCAAUAAUGUUAAUUCGAGAUCCAGAGUUGAUAAAGCAAUUGACUAUUAAGGACUUCGAUCACUUCCUCGACCAUCGGUUUGAUUUUGUGAAUGAGCCUUUAUUUGGCCGCAAUUUAUUGGGUCUUAAAGGACAAGAAUGGAAAAAUAUGCGAUCAACUUUAAGUCCAGCAUUCACAGGAAGCAAAAUGCGGACAAUGUUCCAAUUGGUCUCGGAAUGCUGCUCAGAAACUGUGAAUUAUUUGGAGAAAGAGUCAAUAGAAGGAAAACCGAUAUUGACUGACUUAAAAGAUCUUUUUACGAGAUUUACAAAUGACGUCAUUGCGACUUGCGCUUUCGGGAUUAAAGUGGACUCACGAAAAGAUAGAGAAAACGAAUUUUAUCUGUAUGGAAAGAAAUUUACCGAUUUCGGAAGUCGUUCUAUUAUUUUUCUUCUUGUACAUCUUAUGCCCACAUUUUGCAAGAUCUUCGGCAUAAAACUAUUCCCCGAUAAAUUCUGCAAUUUCUUCAGAAACCUUGUUUGGGACACAAUUCGCUACAGAGAAAAGGAGAAUAUAAUUCGUCCCGAUAUGAUUAAUCUUCUUAUUCAGGCACGAAAAGGAAAACUGAAAUAUGAUGAUGAAGAUAUAGAAAGAGAUUCAGAAACCAAUGUUGGUGAAGCAAUUAACCAGACCAAUUUUGAGGAAGAUGAUCUCACAGCGCAGUGCUUGAUAUUCUUCAUAGCUGGAUUUGAGUCUACAAGCACUUGUAUGUGUUUCACAGCUUAUGAAUUGGCCGCCAAUCCUGAAGUGCAGCAAAGAUUGAUCGAAGAAGUCGAUGCCACGAAAGAAAUGCUUGGAGGAAAGCCUGUAACUUACGACGCUCUGCACAAUAUGAAGUAUUUGGACAUGGUUAUUUCUGAGAGUCUCAGACAGUGGCCACCAUCGCCAGGAGCAGACCGCAAAUGCGUUAAACACUAUACCUUUAAAUCAGACGAUAUAGAUUUUGAAAUGAAUGAAGGCGAAGGUAUUAUGAUACCAAUAUAUGGUCUUCAUCACGAUCCGAAGCAUUUUCCAGAUCCCUUUAAAUUCGACCCUGAGCGAUUCAGCGAUGAAAAUAAGGACAAAAUUACGCCUUUCACUUAUCUUCCAUUCGGAGUUGGACCAAGAAAUUGCAUUGGUUCGAGAUUCGCUUUGAUGGAAACGAAAGCCAUUAUUUACUACAUUCUUACCAAGUUUACUUUUGAAGUUUCGGAAAAGACGCAAGUUCCAAUGAAACUUAAAGCUGGCGUUACACUGCAGCCAGAAAAGGGUUUUUGGGUGCAUUUGAAGCCCAGAAAUCAAUGAUAUGCUUUGCUCAUUACAUUUUAUGAUUUUUGUUAAUUCUUAAGCUUUCAUAAGCAAUGUUAAGUUAUUUAGGAUUUGGCUAUAAACUUCAAACAAACAACAAUAUUAAUAAUUUGUGUCAAAAUGAAUGGAGAUAUCAAUGAUAUUUAUAUAAUGAUUGUUACUUUUUAUACUAGUCAUGCUUACAAUAAUCAAUUGUCUGGUUCGUUAUCAA
Messenger RNA from Phlebotomus argentipes, 1972 nucleotides. Its product is annotated as probable cytochrome P450 9f2. Lineage: Eukaryota; Metazoa; Arthropoda; Insecta; Diptera; Psychodidae. Gene Ontology annotation, molecular function: heme binding; oxidoreductase activity, acting on paired donors, with incorporation or reduction of molecular oxygen; iron ion binding. The record is from RefSeq and is a predicted model, not a curated record. The transcript has 6 exons. The coding region runs from base 166 to 1758 and encodes 530 amino acids.